Molecule: messenger RNA, 1601 nt
Organism: Arvicola amphibius (Eurasian water vole)
Lineage: Eukaryota; Metazoa; Chordata; Mammalia; Rodentia; Cricetidae
Product: transmembrane protein 184C
Biological process (GO): transport
Molecular function (GO): transporter activity
Source: RefSeq, a predicted model, not a curated record
AUGGGACACGAUUUCCAGGCUCUAGAGUUAGCUUCUUGGUUGACUUUGAAAUUUCCCAAAAUUGCCAUCUACGUGGACACCUUGAGGGAGUGCUAUGAAGCUUACGUCAUUUAUAACUUCAUGAUAUUCCUUAACAACUACCUAACAAUCAGAUUCCCCAACGUGAUGCUACACCUGGAAGCUAAAGAUCAGCAACAGCUUCUCUGUCCUCUGUGCUGCUGUCCACCCUGGGCUAUGGGAGAAAUACUGCUUUUUCGGUGCAAACUAGGAGUGUUGCAGUACACUGUGGUCAGACCGAUCACCACUGUGACGGCGUUGAUAUGUGAGAUUGUUGGUGUCUACGAUGAAGGGAACUUUAGUUUCUCCAAUGCUUGGACUUACUUGGUCAUAUUAAACAACCUGUCACAAUUGUUUGCCGUGUACUGCCUCUGGCUGUUUUACAAUGUUCUGAAAGAAGAGCUCAGCCCUAUAAAACCUGUUGGCAAAUUUCUUUGUGUCAAACUGGUAGUCUUUGUCUCAUUCUGGCAAGCAGUGCUUAUAGCUUUGUUGGUUAAGGUUGGUGUAAUUUCAGAAAAGAGCACGAGGGAAUGGCAAAGUGCCGAAGCUGUGGCCACAGGCCUGCAGGAUUUCCUAGUCUGUAUUGAGAUGUUCUUUGCGGCCAUUGCCCAUCAUUACUCCUUCUCCUAUAAACCCUACGUGCAAGAGGCAGAGGAAGGCUCGUGCUUCGACUCCUUCCUCGCCAUGUGGGAUGUGUCAGAUAUCAGAGAUGAUAUUUCUGAACAAGUGAGACGUGUCGGGAGAACAAUGCGAGGUUAUCCCCCCAAUAAAAUGUUCCCCGAAGACCCAGAGCAUACUGAACACACAAGUCUGCUCUCCUCAUCGCCACGUGACGCAGGUUCUCCAGGUUCAAAGUCAUCCUCACCCCUGGGCCAGUAUCAGGGCUUUGGACACACAAUUAUCCCCCCCAAUGCAGCUGCUGCAUCCAAGCUGUGUGAAGUCAUGAUUGACAUCCCAGAAGAGCAGGGCCCUCCUGACGAUGCAGGCCAAUAUCCAGACCUGGAAGACAGUUUCUUCACAGGACACGCUCUCUGCAGACCAGCUGUCUGAAGACGCCAUGAAUGACAUCCCAGAUGAGCAGAAGAAGCUCCUUGACACAGCAGACUCCUAGAGAGCUGCCACAGUUCAGAAUAUUGGACAAUUUCAAAGAUAGGCAAAGCCAGAUGUAACUACUAUAUAAUAUACACAUAUAUAAUAUUAAUACAUAUAUGUUAGUAUAUAUAUUUGUAUAUGUUUUAUAUAUCACAAAUAAUGUUUAAAUUUCCUAGGCUUUGGCUUUCUUAAACUGUUAAGGUAUCAUAUAUUCAAACAGUAGGUAACAACUUCAGCUGAGUGCUCUUGCAUUUCUCAAGAGGAUGGACAUUUGAAAAAAAAAAUCAAACUAUCAGUGCUUCUUACCACUGCAUGAAUGAAAUGCUCUGGACUGAAAAUGUAAAUAUAAAAUUCAGAUUAAUUUAAUUUAAUCAUAAUCAUGUGCCACUUAAGUUUACAUAAUUAUACUACAAUUACAUGUCUUUCAAUAAAUCUAGUACUGUUUUCUGAAA